UUUUUGUGUUACUGAAUUUUAGGUCCAGCGGCAUGGCAAUGGAAGUUUGAAUCUGAAGUUGGCCGAUUUUGGAUUAGCCAUGGUGGUAACAGAGCCAGUGUUCACAGUCUGUGGCACACCUUCAUAUGUUGCUCCAGAGGUACUUGCUGAGACAGGUAGGAUCUGUAGGCUACUCAUUUAGAAUAGCUGGGACUGGUUGGACACAAAAAACCUGAGCUACAGCUCUGUCCUAAAUCUCAAGCAAAUACUUUAAGGUUUAAAAUGUUUAGCAACACGAUCUGACACCAAAAUCUAACAUGAUAUUUCAAAUGUUCAGCUAUGCAUGUGCACAUGUAUGAACAGGUUAUGGUGUUGGAGUAGACGUUUGGGCUAUGGAUGUCAUACUUUUUGUGCUGGGUGGGUUUCCUCUAUUCCGUUGUCCAUAAUCAAGAGGAACUAUUCCGUCUCAUCCAGAACGGAGAAGACCACUUUCUGUCCCCUUACUGGGAUAAUGUGUCUGAGGGGGCUAAAGCUCUAGUCAGGGCUUUGCUGGAAGUCAAUCGGAAAAGGCGUUUGACAGCUGGUCCAACCCUGCAGCACGACUGGCUUCAGCAUGCAACAGCACAGAAGGACCAUAAGGGGGCGAUAAAAGCCACUGACUCCAUGCCUGAGAGGCGCAACCAACAGAAACUGAGUGGAGUGGACAGGUGGAAAGUGGUGAGAAUAAGAGUGAUUCUCAGAAACCAGAGAUGUCGGCAGAGAAAUAUCAUGCAGCAAAAACUUUAAAGAACAAACUUAAUAACUAUGAUUCAGAUUUUAACGCUUGUGACAGAGACCAGCAGAUUCAAGAGAUUCAUAACAUGACAUGCAACCAGCAAAAUGCAUGGCUUGCAGAAGACACCACCACCAUGAGCAAGCAAUAUAUCACAGAUCAGCA
Carassius auratus (goldfish) is the source of this 916-nucleotide messenger RNA. Its product is annotated as serine/threonine-protein kinase DCLK3-like. The transcript is spliced from 2 exons. Bases 376 to 765 code for a protein of 129 amino acids. Lineage: Eukaryota; Metazoa; Chordata; Actinopteri; Cypriniformes; Cyprinidae. The record is from RefSeq and is a predicted model, not a curated record.